Saxophila tyrrhenica is the source of this 1470-nucleotide messenger RNA. It is a transcript of the gene ICP55, whose product is annotated as aminopeptidase. Bases 1 to 1470 code for a protein of 489 amino acids. The transcript is spliced from 4 exons. NCBI's taxonomy places the organism in Eukaryota, Fungi, Ascomycota, Dothideomycetes, Mycosphaerellales, Extremaceae. Gene Ontology annotation, biological process: proteolysis. Gene Ontology annotation, molecular function: manganese ion binding; metalloaminopeptidase activity. The record is from RefSeq and is a predicted model, not a curated record. Gene Ontology annotation, cellular component: mitochondrion.
AUGAGACGAAGCGCAUUGCUGCCAUUACGGGCAGUGUCGCGACCUAUACCAACCUUCAGAAGCAGACCAUGUCGUAUUUCUAAGCGCGCGUACGCCUCAGUGCCCGCCGCAGACCUGCAGUUCGGACAGCCGCUGCAUGAAACCCAUCCACACAUCAUCAAGCCCGGAGAGCUCACCCCCGGCAUCUCCGCCCUCGAAUACCACCACCGACGCGCAGCGCUCGCGCAGAGGCUUUCACGAAACAGCAUUGCUGUACUGGCCGCCAACGAGUUAAAAUAUCGAUCUGGGCCUGUGUUCUACGAGUACCACCAGGAGCCCAACUUCUUCUAUCUAACCGGAUUCAACGAGCCAGAAGCAGUAGCAGUGAUCGAGAAAGGUGAUACAGACGUCGAAUACACCUUCCACCUCUUCGUCCGACCGAAAGACGCCCAAGCGGAGCUAUGGGACGGCGCACGAUCAGGAGUACAGGCGGCGGAGGACGUGUUCAAUGCGGAUGAAGCAGGAGAUAUCAACAACAUCAGUCAGAGUCUGCCCAAGAUUGUACAUGAAGCGAAGGAAGUAUACACCGACAUAGGCUCGUUGGUCAAGAAGAAUGCCUUGUCGCGCUUCUUCGCCGGGUCAUCUACGAAUAUCGAUGGAUUCGCGAAGCUCCUGAAGAACGCUACUGUCAAAUCGCUCCGUCCGCUGAUGAACGAGGUGCGGGUGACGAAGUCGGAGGCGGAGUUGGACUGCAUGCGGAGGGCGGGAAGCAUCUCUGGAGCUGUGUUCACAGAGGCCAUGAAGAAGGGCUAUAAGACCGAGAAACAGCUAUGGACUGAUCUUGCAUAUGGCUUUAAAUCGCAGGGACUGGACGGCGAAGCCUACGUCCCGGUUGUUGCAGGAGGAACGAACGCCUUGAGCAUCCACUACGUUCGCAACGACGCCGAGUUGCGAGACGGCGACAUGGUUCUAGUGGAUGCGGGAGGCGAGUACGGAGACUACAUCAGCGACAUCACAAGGACCUGGCCGGUCAACGGCAAGUUUACGGCCGCACAGAGGGAUAUGUACAGCAUGAUCUUAGCCGUGCAGAAGUCGUGUGUCAGUCUCUGCAGAGAAGAUGCAGACAUGACACUCGAUAGGCUCCACAAAGUCGCUGAGGACGGGCUGAGAAGCGGAUUGAAAGAUCUGGGCUUCGACACUUCCAAGGCUGGAUGUCUGGACACGCUGUUCCCGCAUCAUGUUGGCCACUACAUUGGAUUGGACGUGCACGAUGCUCCCGGCUACCCAAGGACAGACAAGCUGAAGGAGAACCACUGCAUUACGAUCGAGCCAGGCAUCUAUGUUCCAGUAGACGACGAGCGGUGGCCAGCGCACUUCCGUGGCCUGGGCAUACGGAUCGAGGACUCCGUACGAAUAGGAAAGGAGAAGGUGGAAGUGCUGACAAGCACUGCGGUUAAGAAUGUAGAUGAGAUAGAAGCCAUGAGGUCGUAA